AUGAAUGUCGCAAUGAAAUCUAUCCACUUAUCAACUCCGGCAAAAAGGUUUAUUAAGGACGAACUUCUGUAUUGCUCAAUGGUAACGCCGUAUUUCAACGGCGUAUUUCCUCCACCUGAAGUCGCUUUUCACUUUUUGAACCAGCAGCAGUGCACUUCAGGACAGGGUCAACCUACACCCCUUGAGGUGGCCACCGCUGCUUUUGCUAAGCGAAUGGCUUCUAUUCAACACGCUGCUGAAGAUCGGGAUUCUGGCAAUGAGUCUUUGAGUUAUGCUGGAUCUCCACCGCUCUCUGGCACUUCGUCGAACGAUUCCUCAAGGUCGAAUUCUUUCUCUGUGUCGGCACUACUGAAACCGGAGAUAAUGGCCAAGGCGAAACCCGUUUUGUCUCCAACUCAGGAGGAGUCCCAACCUUUCUCAUCACCAGCAGUUGGUCCGUCAAGGCCUUCGCCUCAGGGUCAAGCCCCACCACCUCAGCUGCAGACACCAACAACGAUCAAAGCAUCGGCUCAUUUCAAUCCUCAAGGAAUGCCGCCACCGAAUUAUCACCAUCCUAUGCAAAUGGGGAACUUCCAGUUUCCACACACAUCAGCACCUGGCCCACUCGGACAACUCACGAACUUUGGUUUCCCGCCAGGAGCUCAAGGGUCUCUGACCCCGCAACGACCGCCACCGCAGUCCGCCAAUUAUCCGGAUCACUUCAGGGGUUUCUUUCGCCGUACUGUACAAAAGAAUAUGGAAUACACUUGCCAUAAGGAGAAGACGUGUCCUGUAGAUCGAGUCAGUCGAAAUCGUUGUCAAGCUUGCCGCUUCCAGAAAUGCCUCGACAAGGGCAUGUCAAAGGUUAUUUUCCAUCGCGAUGACGGGAAAGACAACAAAUUUCAAAAAAUUCAAUUCAAGGAAUCUGUGAGGCAAGACCGUACUCGAAAACGAAAGACCCGCGACGACGAUAAGGAGGUGGAGCUGGACGAGACGAGGGUGAUGAUGAAAGUCGUCGAGGAAGUCACGCAGGCUUACCGCGAAGCAUUCGGCGAGGGGCUUACCGUUCAGAAUCCGGAGGAUAUGCUGCAAAGGAUUGGACAUUUCGUCUCGAAAGUCUCGUUAUUCAAGGAGUAUUCUGAGGAUGUGCUGUCCGCGAAGAUUCGGCAAAGCGCCAAGGGAUGCAUGCUCCUUCGAAGCGCAUUUUCCGGUGAAGACUCUCCGACCACGCCUGGAGCAAGCUCAGCGUUGGUGGAAAGGCUACGUAGCGGUCUUGGUCACAUAGGACUGGAGGAGCUCGCGUUGCUCAGCGCCGUUCAUAUCGCCCAACCUGAUGGAGUCCACGGAAACGACAACGUUUCCCUUAAACUCACUGAAUGUCUCCAAGCUCAAGUUCGUCUGAAUAACCCGGAAAAGGAAAACUCGAGUAAAUUCACCCGAAUGCUUUUCAAGUUACCGCUUCUUGAUGCGUCAUAA
Molecule: messenger RNA, 1455 nt
Organism: Cooperia oncophora
Lineage: Eukaryota; Metazoa; Nematoda; Chromadorea; Rhabditida; Trichostrongylidae
Source: the annotation of a GenBank genome assembly